Prunus avium (sweet cherry) is the source of this 1368-nucleotide messenger RNA. Its product is annotated as GDSL esterase/lipase EXL3-like. Lineage: Eukaryota; Viridiplantae; Streptophyta; Magnoliopsida; Rosales; Rosaceae. The record is from RefSeq and is a predicted model, not a curated record. Gene Ontology annotation, cellular component: extracellular region. Gene Ontology annotation, molecular function: hydrolase activity, acting on ester bonds.
UGGAAAAGCAGUGUAUUUCCUCCACUGAAUGCAAUGAGUUUUCUCUUCCAAAAACUUCUUCCUUCAUCUAAUUCAUCUGUCAAAGUUUUCUUAAUCAUCAUAGUUUUAUUCUUGUACCAUAAUGCUGCUGCUGUGACACUACCCGAAAACGAAACGAUUCCAGCAGUGAUUGUUUUUGGAGAUUCAAUUGUGGAUCCUGGCAACAACAACAAUAUCAAAACUAUAGUCAAAUGCAACUUCCCACCAUAUGGGAGGGACUUCAUAGGGAGAAAGCCUACUGGAAGGUUUAGCAAUGGAAGAGUCCCCUCAGACUUCAUAGCUGAAUCAGUUGGAGUGAAGAACAUUUUGCCAGCUUAUCUGGAUCCAAGUCUGAAGGUUCAAGACCUACUUACUGGUGUAAGUUUUGCCUCAGGGGGUACAGGAUAUGAUCCUCUGACUCCCCAAGUAGUGUCUGUCUUAUCAUUAUCAGAUCAACUGGACCUGUUCAAAAAAUACCUAAGCAAGAUAAAUGCAGCAGUCGGGGAGGCGAGAACGGCGACUAUACUAUCAAAAAGCAUAUACAUUGUGUGCUUAGGAAGCGAUGACAUUGCAAACACUUAUUAUUCUACACCACUGAGGAGACGUCAAUAUGACAUUCCAGCAUAUACAGAUCUGAUGCUUAAAUCAGCUUCAAGUUUCUUUCAGGAACUAUAUGACCUGGGAGCUAGAAGGAUUGGCAUAAUAAGCUUGCCAGCAAUUGGGUGUGUGCCAUCACAAAGAACACUGAAUGGAGGCAUAGACAGAGGGUGCUCAGACAAUGCCAACCAAGCAGCAAGCCUCUUCAACUCCAAGCUCACUGCCCAAAUAGAUGCCUUCAACAAGAGGCUUCCAGAAGCAAGGCUUGUCUACCUUGAUAUCUACAACACAUUGCUUUCUCUCAUCCAAAACCCUUCUCAAAAUGGAUUUGAAGUGGUGAACAAAGGCUGCUGUGGAACAGGAAAUAUUGAGGUCAGCAUUUUGUGCACUCGUUACUCUCCAGGUACCUGCAAGGAUCCAUCAAAAUAUAUAUUCUGGGACAGUUACCAUCCCACAGAGAAGGCAUAUAAGGUUCUUGUCCCUCUGGUUUUUGAUAAGCAAGUUCAUAAAUUCUUCUGAGCUCUCUCUCUCUCUCUCUCUCUCUCUCUCUCUCUCUCUCCAAUCAAUAAAUUGUGAAGCCAGAUUAAUUUGUUGUAGUUCCCUUCUUUCUUUCUUUUUAUUGUCCCAGGUGUUUUGCUUUUCAUGUAAGCUGAACCCAAUUUGGUAGAAACUUAUGUAGUAUUCUAUUGUGUGUUCCAUGCAAUGCAGGAACUGUUAUUUAAUUUUAUGCAUUCUGUUCUGAACCAUGAACAA